GGAUUUGGCUGAAUUUUUGAAAGUAAAAUUCACCAAAAUUGAGUGUGAAGCGUUUGAUAAACCUUUUGCAAGUUUUAAAAAAUGCUAUCUAAAAGCUCGGGCUCGUGAUGUUAUCUCUAUGCAUCUUCAUGUGCAACUUCAUGAAGUACCCAUCAAUAAUAUAACGCUCAACGUCCAAUUCUUUCAAAAGGGUAAUGGCUAUCGUCCCUUUUUGUACAACAAUACAAUGGACUUGUGUGAAUUUUUCAAACACCCCAAACGUUUUAUGUUUUGGAAGAUUCUCUAUGACUGCUUCAGGCCAUAUUCCAAUGUAAAUCACACCUGCCCUUAUGAUCAUGAUAUCAUCAUCGAGAAUUUAAUACUGAAUACAGAGAUGAUGACCUUAAUUCCAUUUCCCGAAAACGAUUAUAUGAUACAAUUGCAAUUUGCUGCCUAUGAUGUCUAUAGGGCAAAAGUUAAAGUCUAUUUAAGGAUUUUUUAGAUUAAAAGAAACCCCCAAAUGGGUUUAACUCUGUAUUUAUUUUAAUAUUCAGGAUAAAAGUAGCCCAUGGGUGGA
Messenger RNA from Stomoxys calcitrans (stable fly), 556 nucleotides. RefSeq lists its product as uncharacterized. The coding region runs from base 119 to 481 and encodes 120 amino acids. NCBI's taxonomy places the organism in Eukaryota, Metazoa, Arthropoda, Insecta, Diptera, Muscidae. The transcript is spliced from 3 exons. The record is from RefSeq and is a predicted model, not a curated record.